CACCUCGAACAGUAAAGCACUCUACCUCUUCCCCACGCAGCAUUUCUUGAAGUCGGCACCAUCUCAGUGACAGUUCUGAGUCGUAGGGGGAGGUUCGCUCGUGUAAGAAACAGUUGAGAGCGCUACCGUCGACCCAAAACGCGAGCCUCCCUUAGCGUCCCCGAAGCUAAGCAUUCCCCUAUUUGUUCCUCUCGAGCCAUCGUCCGAGUCACCAACGGCUCUGCAUCUUCCUAAAGUAUGGAUCGGACGGCUACCUGUGGUCCACGCUGUUGCAAGCUUUCCUGGGACUAUGCGGCCGAGCCAGUAGCGCCGGCAGAUGGAAUAGCGUGUGCCCAGGGCAGCGUCGCGUGCUGCGAAACGGGCGUCCCGUGCGUCGAUCAACACCUCGGUUGCUCGCACGGCCUCGGGAGUGCCGCUUGCUGUGAUCGCUCGCUUCUGGCGAGCAGCGCCAAGCCAUUUUCGCUGGCGCGGCUCCUCUCCAAGGGAUUCCACUCCAAGGGCGUCGCGAGCGGAGCCGCGAGGAUUUUCCUCUGGUGGCUGGUGUUGGUCGUAAUCGCUGCUGCUUUAACUGCAAAAAUCUUCUUCUCGGGUUUGCCCCUUGACUGCAUGGCGCAUGCGCCGCUUGACUCCCCGCAACCAGCCCCUCUGCCCGCCUGGGAAGAGUCCGCGGUUCAGAAUUCCGUCUAUGCGCCCGAUACGCUGCCCCUGCGGCAGUUUCUCCUCCGCCGCACUGCACAGUGGGACGACGGAAGGGGUUUCGCUGCGCCUUGGGGCCUCUGGGGGUGCCAUUUCGGGGGAACGAGCGGAGCAAGGACGCAAAUAUAUAGAGAGUUGGGUCUGGGGGCGGUGGUGGUAAGGACUAAGGCGGAGGCGGCGGAGGAUUCAGACGUGGGAGAUGGGCGGAAGGAGGGGAGAGGGAGCGAGUGGGAGGAACGAGCGGAAGGGGCAGAGGCGGAGGGGCUAAGGAGAGCCAAUGACGCUGCUGGUAACGAGGACAGGGGAACGGGAGAACAGGAGCAAGAAGAGGGGACGAGGGCGAGAGAGAGGGGGAAUCGCUCCGGCAGGGAUGCGGGCAAUGAGACUGGGAUUAGGAAGGGAAAGUACGAUGGAACGCUUGAUGUGAAGGCUAAAAGACGGGAGUCCGCCAGGGUACAGGAAGGUGGUGAUGGAGGGGAAGACUCCGAGGCAUUAGACGAGGCGGCAGCUGUAGAAUCAGCAGAGCCAGCAGCAGCAGCAGAAGAAACAGAUGGGACAAUAACAGCAGAGACAAAACCAGCAGAAGUAACAGCAGAGGCAUCAGCAGCAGAAGAAGAAACAGCAGCAGAGCCAGAAGCAGCCACAACAGAAGAAUCAGCAACAGCAGAAGAAGCAGGAGCGGCAGAGGUUGCAGCAGAAGAAGCACCUGAGCAGCGCACGAGCAGCCAUGCCACCCAUGCCAGCCGUACAUCGGAUCCCCUCGCCUCCUCCGUUCAACCCCAGCCCUCCCAGCCCUCUCCUGCAUCCCAGGGCGGCGUGGACAUUUUCUUCCAGGGCGAGUUCGGGUACGAGUUAAUCGCCGUCCUCCCCUCCGCCUACUGGCACUAUUUGAACGGCUCCCUCCGCUCCACCACCUCCUGCGGGCGGCAUUCCUUGGCGUCUCUCUACUACUUCAGCCCCAACCACACAGACGACGCCACGUGUCAACGAGAUGACAUGAAGGACAAUGUCGCUGCCUACGGCUUUCGCAACGGCAUUCAUUACAGUCACAUCCCGCCAGCCUGGCAGCCGCCCACUCUUGCCGCCCAUUUUAGGAAGCUCCCCCCCGUGUGGCCGGAGAUUCCCGAGGGCUCCCGGCUGGUGGUCAUUGGAAAUAAAUUCGAGCGGGAAUGGGGCCACUCACCGGUGAAUUUCAUUGAUAUACGGACAUUACUGAGAAUAGUAGACUCUUAUUUAGAAGCGGGAUUCUAUGUAGUGUACAACAACCCGGGGAUGUCAUUGGAGCAGGACCAACGACAGAAGAUACGAGAUGGGAAAGACCUGGGAGAUUACGAGGCGCUGCAAGAGCGGUUUGGGAAGAAUCGACGGCUGCAGAUCAUGCAGAAUCUCCAGAAACGGUGGCCAGGAUUGAGUUUCAAUGACGUGCAGUUUAGAAUGAUGGCUCGGAGCGUGUGCUUCGUAAGCGUGCAGGGCGGGGGCAGCAUAGUGGAAAGCUUCUUCGGCGGCCGGAAUAUAAUAUUCUUUCGAGAAGGGCAGGAGGUGAACGGUGGGGCGUAUAAGAGGAUUUACCCGAGGCUGUCUGGAGCGAAUGUGAAGGUGGUAACCAGCUAUGGGGGGCUGGUGAGGAAGGUGGAUGGGAUGACCAAGAAGCACAACUGUUAUGCACAAUUGGAUUAAGUACGGUAUGUGAUCAGCUCUGGGAAUGGAUAGAGGCAUUCAUAGUCAUGUUCCGUCUGGUUGGAAACAAUGUGGAGGAAGGCCAGACAAAAGGAGCUCGAUGUCAUACACUUUCUAAUGAUGACGUGCAAUA
Messenger RNA from Closterium sp. NIES-67, 2506 nucleotides. The record is from the annotation of a GenBank genome assembly. Lineage: Eukaryota; Viridiplantae; Streptophyta; Zygnematophyceae; Desmidiales; Closteriaceae.